Messenger RNA from Sugiyamaella lignohabitans, 1860 nucleotides. It is a transcript of the gene FRA1, whose product is annotated as Fra1p. Gene Ontology annotation, molecular function: metalloaminopeptidase activity. The coding region runs from base 1 to 1860 and encodes 619 amino acids. NCBI's taxonomy places the organism in Eukaryota, Fungi, Ascomycota, Dipodascomycetes, Dipodascales, Trichomonascaceae. The transcript has a single exon. The record is from RefSeq and is a predicted model, not a curated record.
AUGGUUGACACUUCUGCCCGUUUGUCGGCGCUCAGAAGCCAAUUGUCUAAGAAUAACAUUGGCUACUACAUCGUUCUCACUCAGGAUGAACAUCAGAGCGAGUAUACUAGCAAUGCAGAUGACCGUCGUGAGUUUAUCUCUGGCUUCACAGGAUCAGCUGGUACAGCUGUGAUUGGUCAUUCUAAGGCUGUGCUUGCUACCGAUGGACGAUACUUUCUUCAGGCUGCUAGUCAAUUGGACUCUAACUGGGAGUUGCUUAAGCAAGGCGUCAAGGGUGUUCCCACCUGGCAAGAGUGGGUUGCUACUGAGGCCACCAAGACUGGAUCGAACAUCGCCGUCGAUCCCAAACUCAUUAGCUACUCCGAGGUUAAGAGUUUGAAGAGUCUUCUUGCCACCAAAGGCGGAAAGGCUGAACUGAUUAGUUUGGAGGAUAAUCUAAUUGAUCUUGUUUGGGCUAAUGACCGUCCUUCAAGACCCUUGACUCCGGUAAAGAUUUUGCACAGCGAGUAUACUGGCAAAUCUUUUCAAGAGAAGCUGACUCAGUUGAAAGAUGAGAUCAUUAAGAAGAAUGGUACUGCUUUUGUAUUGAGUGCUUUAGACGAUGUAGCUUGGUUGUUCAAUCUCCGUGGCGAAGACAUUCCUUAUAAUCCAGUGUUUUUUGCAUAUGCUAUUGUUACUGCUGAUGGCAAGGCCAGCCUCUAUAUCGACAGUAAUAAGGUUACUGAAAAGGUUGCCGAAUACUUGAAAUCUGGUAAUGUUAGUAUUUAUCCUUAUGAAAAGGCGUUCGAGGACGCUGCAGAGCUUGGUGCUGCUUUAUUGAGAAUCAACAAAUCUACCAGUGGUGAGAAGAAGAAGCUUAUUAUUCCCAAUGCUGCAUCAUGGGCUCUUGUUGAGGCUCUUGGUGGUCCUGACAGUGUGCAGAUGAUUGAAUCACCUGUCACUGUAGCCAAGAGUGUAAAGAACUCCACUGAGGUUGAAGGUGCUAAACUCGCCCAUAUCAAGGAUGGCGUGGCUGUUAUUCGCUAUUUGGCAUGGCUCGAAAAGGCCCUUACAGUUGAUAAGCUGGUACUCAGCGACUAUGAAGCUGCUCAAAAGUCUUUGGAGUUCCGAUCCCAAAUGGAGAAUUUCCAGGGUCUGUCUUUCGAAACCAUUUCUUCAUCUGGUCCCAAGGCAGCGGUUAUUCACUACUCACCAGCCACUGAUAGCAAAGAGAUUGUCAAACUUGACCAAAUUUACCUCCUAGAUAGUGGUGGUCAAUAUCUUGAAGGUACUACCGAUACUACCCGUACUGUACACUACGGUGAGCCCUCUGAUGAUGAGAAGCGCUCUUACACUCUUGUCCUCAAGGGUCAUAUAGCUCUUGCCAGAGCUGUCUUUCCUGAGGGGUCCAACGGUUAUAUGCUUGAUACGUUAGCCCGUCAACAUUUGUGGAAAUAUGGGCUCGACUACCGCCAUGGUACUGGCCAUGGUAUUGGUGCUUUCUUAAACGUCCACGAAGGCCCUAUGGGUAUUGGCUUUAGACCAGCUUAUCAGAAUGCCCCUCUUCAAGUUGGUAAUGUGAUUUCCAAUGAGCCUGGCUACUACGAAGAUGGCAAAUAUGGCAUCCGUAUUGAGAGUGUUGUUGUUGUGAAGGAAGUCAAAACUCCUUUUAACUUUGGUGAUACCAAAUUCUUCGGCUUUGAAACCAUUACUCAGGUUCCUCUCUGCCAAAAGCUGCUUGACCUGUCUCUUCUAGAUGUCGAGGAGAAGCAGUGGAUCAAUGAAUACCACGCCAGUGUUUAUAAGACUGUCCGUCCUUACUUCUCAGAAGAAGACCCCGCUCUCGAAUGGCUUCGUCGUGAGACCUUGCCUAUUUUUUAA